AUGAUCCUGAUAGCUGAGAUGCAAUGGGGAGAGAACAUUUCAAAACAUAUUUUGUAUUUAGCCGUGUUGGCAUUUAUAAGUGUCCCUGUCGUGUUUGGAAAUAUGUUGGUUAUACUUGCAGUUUACCAGAAUCACAGUUUACGAACAAUUCCAAACUAUUUUCUUGUCAGUUUAGCGUUUGCUGAUUUGAUGAUUGGAUGUACAUCAACUCCAUUGUGUGCGUUGAUAUAUGGAAUUGGCUUAGUGACUAACAAGUGGGCAUGUAUUGUCGUAUGCAUAUUAGCAAGCAAUCCGUUAGGCGUAUCACUGAUGCAUCUACUUGUAAUCGGAAUUGACAGAUACAUCGCCAUUCUGCACCCACUUCACUACCAUCAAUGGGUCACUGUGCCCAGAGUCAAGAUUGCCAUUGCAAUAUUAUGGACCUAUUCUGUGUUAACCCUAGUUCCAUUCUUUCUUUUGAAUGACAAUCCUGCUAAAAGUUGCCAUGAACGAAUUAUACCACUUAUACGUGGAUCUGGAAUGUAUAUAUCUUUAAUAUCUUUCGCUGUUCAGUUCAUAAUAAUGGUUACUAUGUAUGUGAGAAUAUUUUCAACUGCAAGGCACCAUUUGAGAAGAAUAUAUCCAAAUUCAGAAGAAACACAGCAACAACUUUCUAUUAAAAAAGAGAUAAAAGCAGCUAUAAUGCCAUGCAUCGUGCUUGGUGUUUUAUUUAUCUGUUGGGUUCCACACAUUGUUGCCUCAUGCUUAACUAAAUAUGAGUUGUGUUUGACCCCUUCACGUUUUGUUGCAUAUGUUUUCAUUCUAAUUAAUUCCGGAUCUAAUCCGUUCAUUUAUGCGCGACACAAUACGGAGUUUCGUCAAGCUUACAGAAAAAUCUUUCUUAAAAUGAAAGCAAAAUUAUGUAAAUAA
Messenger RNA from Saccoglossus kowalevskii, 909 nucleotides. Its product is annotated as adenosine receptor A2a-like. Gene Ontology annotation, cellular component: plasma membrane. Gene Ontology annotation, molecular function: G protein-coupled receptor activity. Lineage: Eukaryota; Metazoa; Hemichordata; Enteropneusta; Harrimaniidae. Gene Ontology annotation, biological process: adenylate cyclase-activating adrenergic receptor signaling pathway; positive regulation of MAPK cascade. The record is from RefSeq and is a predicted model, not a curated record.